Coffea eugenioides is the source of this 1651-nucleotide messenger RNA. Its product is annotated as vacuolar protein sorting-associated protein 51 homolog. The transcript is spliced from 5 exons. NCBI's taxonomy places the organism in Eukaryota, Viridiplantae, Streptophyta, Magnoliopsida, Gentianales, Rubiaceae. The coding region runs from base 966 to 1526 and encodes 186 amino acids. Gene Ontology annotation, biological process: Golgi organization; Golgi vesicle transport; retrograde transport, endosome to Golgi. Gene Ontology annotation, cellular component: membrane; GARP complex; EARP complex. The record is from RefSeq and is a predicted model, not a curated record.
AAGUCUCUUGAUGUCACUGCCUACAGAGUGUUGUUGGACAUCAAUAACUAGGUUGUUUCGAGGAUGGCGGGUAAUGAUCAAGGUUGUUUUCAUGAAUGCCUGUGCUGCUAUACUUCAUUGUGAAACUCUGUUUCUUUUUGUUUUCCCCCUUUGUGCUUGUGUGUGUGUGUUGUAGGUAGGGGUGAGGAGUAGGUUUUGUUGUUCCAUUUUUUAAGUAAAUAUACCUUCACCUGCUAGCUUGAACAACCACAAAUCCUGCCAUCAAUUGCCAAUUAUGAGGAGAAAACAGAAAAGCUACAAUGUGGAUUCUCUCUGUAUAAAAUACAAUUCACUAUUUUAUGAAUGCCAUAUGCUGGUAAUGUGUUCCUACCCAGAUUACAUUGAUUCAAACUCAUUAAGUUUAACAAGUUUAGGGAUUUAUGCAUCACGGGGAACAACUUUUGUCAUAUGUAGGAAGACAAACUUAUUUUGUAUUGAUGCUUAGUUGAUUUGUGUUAAAUGAAUUGCUUAUUGUAAUGAAUAUGCUUGCAAUAUUGUAAAGCCACAUCUUGAAGUCUAUUGAUGUCCUACACUAUGUAGGCAGUGACCAAUUGUUGUUGCUUAACAGGUCCCAUAAGUUCGUAUUUGCAUAAUUCUUGACAUGUUUCUCUUUUUUGGGUGGCAAAGGAGGCUUCGUUCUUUAUUCUGCAAUGCAUGAUACUGAUUUCGUUGAAUGGAAGAUUACCUGUUAUGUUCUUCUUGAUUAGUUCUCAGUCUUUUCCAUGGAUUUCAUAUUUCAGGAUUUCCGUCAGCUUCUUGAUGAAAAACUUGAACUAUCAUUGAAGUUGAGAGACUUAACUAUUCACUGGGUACAAGAAGGAUUUCAAGAAUUCUUCAGAAAACUCAAUGAGUGAUUCCUUUUUCUUUCAGGCAAGAGUAAGUCAGGUAGCCAAGAUCUAAGUUUGACGCAGGGAGUGCAAGGAGAAAUGGUCCUUCCUGGGAUUGUUCUUCUGCUUGCUCAACUAUCUCUUUUCAUUGAGCAAAGUGCUAUCCCAAGAAUUACCGAGGAAAUAGCUUCUUCCUUUUCUUUUGGUGGUGCUCGGGGUUAUGAGUAUGGCCCUGCUUUCAUCCCUGCAGUGAUUUGUCGCACCUUCCGGGUAGCUGGGGAGAAGUGCUUGGACCAUUAUGUAAGGUUAAGAACUCAAAAGAUAUCAGUUCUGUUGCGGACGAGGUUUUCAACACCAAACUGGGUUAAGCACAAGGAGCCAAGAGAGGUUCAUAUGUUUGUUGAUCUGCUGCUUCAAGAGUUCGAAGCCAUAAGAGGCGAAGUAAAGCAGAUUUUACCUCCAGAACUUAGCCGUAAACAUCGUCGUACAGACAGUAACGGGAGCACCACUUCUUCUCGCAGCAAUCCUUUGAGAGACAACAGAAUGAACCGGUCAAAUACCCAAAGGGCCACGAGCCAGCUACUGGAAUCCCAUCUAGCAAAAUUGUUUAAACAAAAAAUGGAGAUAUUUAGAAAAAUUGAAUUCACACAGGUUUGGUAGCAGUGCUUGUUGCUAGGUAAUUUACAUUAUUCCCACUGGUAAUAUAGCUAUUUUUUAGUUCUUUGUAAUGAUGAUGAUCCUUGAAGGACAUCAAGGACAUCAACAAAUCAAAUUUUCUGACUUUU